GGCGCGCAGGCAGGCAGGAGGAGGCGGCCAUGGCCUCGCAGAACGCCGACCCCGCCGCCGCCCGCGGCCCCCCGCGCAAGGCCGCCGAGCCCGGAGCAGGCGCCGCCCGCGGGUCCGUCCGCAGCAGGCUGCAGAAGGAGCUCAUGACGCUGAUGGUCUCCGGCGACCGCGGCAUCUCGGCCUUCCCCGAAUCGGACAACCUCUUCAAGUGGAUCGGGACCGUCGACGGGGCCCCCGGGACGGUGUAUGAAGACCUGCGCUACAAACUCUCUUUGGAGUUCCCCAGCGGGUACCCCUACAAUGCUCCCACCGUCAAGUUCCUCACCCCCUGCUACCAUCCCAACGUGGAUCUGCAAGGGAAUAUCUGCCUGGAUAUCUUGAAGGACCAGUGGUCAGCGCUCUACGAUGUCCGGACCAUCCUGCUGUCCAUCCAGAGCCUGCUAGGGGAACCCAACAUUGAGAGUCCCCUGAACACAGACGCAGCAGAGCUGUGGAAGAACCAAGCAGGUGAGUGUUCUUGCUGCUGGGUCUGGGGGGGGGGGAGGGAGGGAUCGGGCUCCUGGGCAGUCAAGGGCCUCAGACAUAUAUGAAGAACAGGCAUCGGGCCAAUGAGUUGCAGCACGAGACAGGGGAGUCGGGGGCUGGGAGGCCUUGGCCCCCUUUCUGUCCGAGCUCUUUGAUGCCCCCUGCCGAAUCACAAACUCCUCACCGUUCUUAAGGCCUAGAAACUCUAGCGGCAGCUUUGGGGUGGAGGCCUGUGCCUCGUGCAAGGCGCUUGCUGCUCUCCCGCGUGCAGGGGCUGGGGAGUGGCAGGCGGGUGCGCUCGCUGCAGGAGGGGCCCCUUUCUGCCGGGUCUCUGAGUCGUGCGUCCCGAUUCUUCCUACAGCCUACAAGAAACGUCUCCAUGAAUCCUAUGCAAAACAUGCGAAGAGCCAGGAGCCCUGACCCGUCUCCACCCUGGUGGUGGCUGUUUCCUCCUCCUCUCCUUGUACGUUCUGACUAUGAAUGCCACUUUGUAUUAUAGGUUGCUUUUAAAUUUAUUUGGCGUUCAGACCCGCCAUUUAAUGUAUAAAUAAAUGUUUGUGGUGUUUUCUAAUGUGA
Eublepharis macularius is the source of this 1101-nucleotide messenger RNA. RefSeq names its product ubiquitin conjugating enzyme E2 C (gene UBE2C). The record is from RefSeq and is a predicted model, not a curated record. The transcript is spliced from 5 exons. Lineage: Eukaryota; Metazoa; Chordata; Lepidosauria; Squamata; Eublepharidae. The coding region runs from base 30 to 590 and encodes 186 amino acids.